UUCAAGGGCCAGUGGGGUCCUUAAAGACUUGUUUGGAGGCGUGACGACACAGUACUCAGUCUCACGACAUAUAUAUACCAUGAAACAACAAAGCAAAGAGAGUCAGCAGUUGCUGAACAAGAUGGAGCCGGGGGCUUUCGAGAUUGAAACGCAACACGGCCAUGAUAAUGGGAAAAGCAUCGGAGCCAAAACAUGGGACGAGUCGAAGAAGAUGUGGGAGAUCGCAGCGCCGGCGAUUCUCACCGCCGUGGCGCAGUUCUCUAUUGGGUUUGUCACCAUUGCGUUUGUGGGACAUCUUGGAGAGGUCGAGCUUGCUGCUGUUUCCGUUGUGCAGAACGUUCUCGAGGGAUUUGUCUUUGGGAUAAUGCUAGGAAUGGGAAGUGCGCUUGAAACACUAUGUGGGCAGGCAGUUGGUGCUGGACAAGAUGAGAUGCUUGGAGUCUAUCUGCAAAGAUCAUUCAUUAUAACCACUGUCACAGCCUUGUUGCUGUUACCUCUUUACAUUUUCACGUCUCCGAUAUUAACCCUCCUUCGACAGGACAAAAAGAUCUCAGAGCUUGCUGCGAAGUAUGCUCUCUGGGUUAUUCCUCAGUUGUUUGCUUAUGCGCUGAACUUCCCAGUACAAAAGUUUCUACAAGCACAGAGCAGAAUAUGGGUUAUGACCACAAUUUCCAUAGUGGUUUUGGGAUUUCAUGUUCUUUUGAACUGGAUAGUUGUGAUAAAACUUGAGAAAGGCCUGCUUGGUGCUGCUAUAGCAGAGAACGUAUCGUGGUGGAUUGUCGUUUUAGCUCAGCUUGCUUAUGUAGUCUCCGGUUGCUUUCCCGAAUCAUGGACUGGAUUUUCAUUGUUGGCGUUUAAGUCCCUUGCUAGCUUUGUGAAGUUGUCACUUUCAUCGGCUCUCAUGCUGUGCUUGGAGCUAUGGUAUUACACUAUUGUGAUCCUUAUGGUUGGCUGGUUAAAACAUCCAGAAAUAGCUGUAGAUGCUAUAUCCAUUUGUAUGAAUUUGGAACUGUGGACGCUGAUGAUCACGCUUGGUUUCAAUGCUGCAAUCAGUGUUCGUGUCUCCAAUGAACUUGGAGCCAAUCAUCCUAAAGCUGCAGAGUUCUCUGUACUAGUAGCUAUUGUUACAUCAACAUUGUUCGGAGUUAUAUUCACAAUAGGAAUUCUUGCAACUAGGAGCUUUUUCCCCAGAUUGUUUUCUGAUAAUCUUGAAGUCAUAAAGGAGACAUCCAAAUUGGGCUAUUUAUUGGCUGCAACUAUUUUUCUCAACAGCAUUCAACCAGUACUCCAUGGGGUGGCAGUAGGGGCAGGGUGGCAGUUGUGUGUUGCAAUGGUAAACCUCAUAUGCUACUAUAUUUUUGGCCUCCCUUUUGGGGCGUUGCUCGGAUACAAAUUUGAUCUUGGUGUCAAGGGAAUCUGGUUGGGAAUGUUAGCUGGUUGUCUGCUCCAAACACUGAUGUUGAUGCUGAACGUGCUUCGAGUUGAUUGGAAUCAAGAGGCUUUACAGGCUGAGGAACGGGUCCGGUCUCAUGCUAUGACAGCUUUGCCUCAGAAUGAUAGUACAGAAAGUGGGAUUAUAACAGAGAAUCGAGGAACUGGGAGAAGAGCAGAGAAAUGAAGCUUGUCAAUAUGUUGCAGUAAAGGGUAAAAAUGUUGUAGUUUGUGAUGGUUUUUUAUAGAGGAAAAGUGAAAGUGAUGAAGGUCAGAUUUUGAAUAAAAAAUUGUUUGAGCAUUGUUGGUGGGAGAGAGCACAUUUUUUGUAGGGAUUGAACAAUGUAAGAUGCAUGAAUUAUUCUUGAAAAUAUUUCGCAUUGUUACCAAGUUUGACA
Sesamum indicum (sesame) is the source of this 1829-nucleotide messenger RNA. RefSeq names its product protein DETOXIFICATION 33. The record is from RefSeq and is a predicted model, not a curated record. Gene Ontology annotation, biological process: xenobiotic detoxification by transmembrane export across the plasma membrane. NCBI's taxonomy places the organism in Eukaryota, Viridiplantae, Streptophyta, Magnoliopsida, Lamiales, Pedaliaceae. Gene Ontology annotation, cellular component: membrane. Gene Ontology annotation, molecular function: antiporter activity; xenobiotic transmembrane transporter activity.